This is a messenger RNA of Effrenium voratum, 540 nucleotides long. NCBI's taxonomy places the organism in Eukaryota, Dinophyceae, Suessiales, Symbiodiniaceae. The record is from the annotation of a GenBank genome assembly.
AUGGGCGGGGAGUUCUCGGUGCGCUUCGAUGCCGAGCUCUUGGACCUCGUGGCGCCAGUGCCGAAGGACCAGUCGGAGUCGGCUACGGAGUUCGAGCUGCCGCUGCUCUUGGCGCAGAGGCCUCAUGAGGAUCCAGCGGUGGAGGCCUGGCUGUGCAGGUGCCUGGACACCGGAGCGGCGUUGACGCUGGAGGCGCGGUGCCUGGUGAAGCUGCAGAAGGCGGUCGAGGAGCAACCGGAGGUGUGCCCGGUCUUCCGGAAUCUCUUGUCCCGCUUCGAGACGGCCCUUGCGGGCUGGCUGGAGCAGUGGCCGGAAAAGGAGCCGAUGCGAGAGGGCCUCUGUGCCCCGUGGCUCUGCUCCAAGCAAAGCGCCGAAGAGCUGGAGCUGGAGCUGCACAGCGUGCUGGCGCUGGUGGGCGGUUUGAGAGGUCAGCGUGGUCCUCCGCUACUGCCCGACUACAAGGACUACUUGCCAGGUGGCCAGCGGGUGGAUCUUCAAGCUGGACUCGCUCUAUGGCUUGGAGAUCCUCAACCAGCAUGA